This is a messenger RNA of Zasmidium cellare ATCC 36951, 2580 nucleotides long. RefSeq lists its product as uncharacterized. Lineage: Eukaryota; Fungi; Ascomycota; Dothideomycetes; Mycosphaerellales; Mycosphaerellaceae. The record is from RefSeq and is a predicted model, not a curated record. The transcript has 7 exons. Bases 1 to 2580 code for a protein of 859 amino acids.
AUGAACAGUCAUUCAGGUUCUCCUCCCACCUCAUUCCAGCCCAUCAAUCAGGCAAUGAGGCAGCAUCCACCCAAGAGUGUAGAACCAAGAGAUAACCACAGCAACGCGGACCAUGAUGCUUCCGUGAAAAGCGUUCAACCUCGCGUGCUUCAUCCUCAAUGGACGGAUGAUCUCCAAUAUCAACCGGCAAGAGAAGGCACGAUCUCCGAACAGCAGCCCUCUGGGAGCGAGGAGGCUGCAAGACCUAGCAUUCCAGACAGAGACUGGAAAGUGAUCAGCGUCUUGGACAAACGUAGAAGUCAAGGCUUCGUCGAGCACUUGGUGCAAUGGGCAGCUUCGGAGCAUCCAUCGUCUCUCAUUCGAGAGAGCGACGACGGGAAAUGGACGAUCGGUAUUGCUGGUGUUGAGUAUGGGAUUGCCGAGCGCACGAUGACCGGGCGAGAAAGCAACAUCGGCGAACCUUUGGAACUCGUCAAAUGGAAGCCAAGCUGGCACUUCGCUUGGAACCUCCCCAAGGCUGCUGUUGCCCGAUUCGAGCAGCAACUCGGAGAGGUGAAGACCGAUCCUCAAGAAGUCCUGGAGCUAAGCUGGUGGACCUGGCGAGAAUACGAAGGAUGGUAUUAUCCUCCAGAACCACCGCCACAUGCAGGGAUGACAAAGAGCAUGUCACUCGAAUACCUAGAACCUGAGCUUGACUCAGACUACGUCAUCAGCUUUCUGGAGCAAAUGAGACACUGCGUGCUGGCUGAAGGAGAUGAUCCUUCGAAGCCUUGUAAGAAGACGAUCACCGCCUUUCUGAACAUGAGAAUUCGGCAACGACUCUCUUUCCCGCCGGAUCUCGUGGGCGAAGGUCGAACCCUCUUUUUGAAUCGUGAAGAGCAUUUCCGAGCGCUGAUGGUGUACGCUUUCGAGUUCGCGCGUAUUAACCAAUGCCGGUGCUGUCUUGCUCAGCCAGGUCCAUUCGCCAAAUGUGUGACUUGGAUGGGUGAUUUCGCUGGAGCAUGUUCCAAUUGCGUCUUCAAGCGCCAGAGAACACAGUGUGACUACCACUUCCGUAACUUCCAUCAGAGGCUGCCUGAGCUCGUCCUACUGCCCGGACUGGGUUCGCCUUCGUCUUCGACGCCCUCGGAGUCGUCCGCUAUUGCGUUUCGCAGCUCGGUCGACUUACAAGAACAGUACGAUCCUUUCACUCCAGCGUCGUCGCAAGAUAACGAUCCAGGAAAUGUAACCAGCCCCGAGCUGCCGAUGGAAGUGCCACCCGAGACCAUUCCAGAUGAUUCUCAGAGCCAGGGGACAAGGCUUGCCAGCAUUGAUGCCCACACAGGAAGUGACGCUCUACCAGAAGACACUGAACCUCGAGGGCGAAAGCGCCAGCCUGUCGACGACGGUGAUAAAAGACCUGCCGUGAAAGCGGAAGAUGAUUCUAUUGACGAGCCAAUUCCGAAGCGCCAGCGCCAGGACUCUCAAGACCUGCUGUCUCCAACACUCGAGCAUCGAUACUGCGAUGGCUCUCCCAACAAACCUUGCUCGGAUCCAGAUGUGGGAGCUGUUCCGCCGUUGGACAAUUCCGUCAUUGUCUUCUCCAAGCACAGGUUCACUCGCGCUGGCGAGGCGACGGACGAUCAAGUCCGCUUCAUCUUAUCCAGAUCAGACUGCGCGGCGAACCAACAGCUGCACGAGACGUGGGAGAGUUUGUUGAUCAAGAAGGAGGAGAGGGGGGAAGAGAAUCGUUGGCCGUCCAAGGAGAACUACAUCUCCCAUCGUCGCUGGCACAAAUUGAACGAGCUCAUUCGGGAUCAUUGUCCUUGGCCCAGCCACGGCGACUACACUCUUCGCUCGUUGGUAUCUAGUGCCGCCGCUCCCACGGGGGUGGUCGAUACUGUUGGCGGAAUUGCUCCUCCGACUCGUACUGUGGGUACUCUGGGCGGAGUACUCGCUGCUGUUGCGGUUGCGGUUGCGGCUGUUGAUGGUGUUGGGGUGCGUUCGGCUGCUGGUAGUAUUGAGCCUGGUGGUCUUGUUGGUGCUGCUGAGGUGGGUAUUGCUGCUGGUAUUGUGUCUUCUUGCUGGCCCAGAGCUUCAAGGGCGGGGAAUGGGUCGUACAUGACUUGUGGUGGGAGGGCUGGUGCGUUCUGCAGGUCGAUGGGUGAGGGCUGCCAGCCAGGAGGGAGCUUGUGGUCUUCGACUCUCUUGGGAGGCUUUGCUCCUUCGCCGCUUCGUGGUGUUGAUGGGUUCACGUCUCCGAAGAGUUCGUGCCUCGUGGCCUCCUUGUACAUAGCGUCGCUCAUCGACUGCUUGCUGGUGCUGCAAUGUCCCCCGAACUCACGGCAGGGCGUGCAGAGCACCGGUACAUACGUCGAGCCAGCGGCGCUGCUGGCAGGUGGUGCACUCCAGGCCUGCCGUGGUGGAGAUGGUGAAGUUGUGCGCCACGCCGGCGCUCGCAGGGCCCUCGCUGGUGCCGCGGCUGCGAAAAGGAAGGGUCAUCUCCAUCUGGUUGUUGUUGGCCAUGGUGGCGAUGGAGUGUAUGAUGGUGUUGUCAAGAGUAUGGCGACGGGGAGAAACGGGAUAAACCAGCAGAUGUGA